AUGCCUCCAGCUGUCCAACCAGACUUGCCACCCAGGAUGCGCGAAGUGCGAAUGAUUCUCAUCGACCAAGUCCCUGGCACGACUAUGGAGUCCCUGAUAACCAAGGGCUGCGUCAAGAACUUUGAAUCCAGCCUUAGAGUGGAGAUUCUUGGCAAAGCCAUGGAGAAAUACACCUGGCUUACGCUCUAUGGGGUGUUCCAACAUAACCUUGCGCCGCGCAAUAUCAUGAUUAGCAAGGACCUAUUACAAGUUACUCUCAUUGACCCCAGCCAUGCCCACGUCCUCGGCCUGCCAAACUCGGUCGGUCCCCUGCGCACAGACCGGGAACGUCCCCUCAACCCGAUUGACCUCUUCAACGGCGCUUGGGACAACGAGUGGCUGCCCUGGAUCCCCGAGGAAUACCGAUCGUAUGAGGCUUUUAGAGAGUGGAUGCAGACGCGCUGGGGGGACUCGAAGGAGUUUGAACCACCGUAUCCUUAG
This is a messenger RNA of Phialemonium atrogriseum, 480 nucleotides long. RefSeq lists its product as uncharacterized. NCBI's taxonomy places the organism in Eukaryota, Fungi, Ascomycota, Sordariomycetes, Cephalothecales, Cephalothecaceae. The record is from RefSeq and is a predicted model, not a curated record. The coding region runs from base 1 to 480 and encodes 159 amino acids. The transcript has a single exon.